Macrosiphum euphorbiae (potato aphid) is the source of this 972-nucleotide messenger RNA. The record is from the annotation of a GenBank genome assembly. Lineage: Eukaryota; Metazoa; Arthropoda; Insecta; Hemiptera; Aphididae.
AUGUUCAAACGUGCGUUUCCGUCUUCCGACGCUAUGGCCACCAACCAGGCGGCGGCCGGAUACAUCCCGACGCCACCUCCGCCUGCCGGAUACAUCCCGACGCCACCGCCGCCAGCCGGAUACGUCCCGACGCCGCCUGCUGGAUACGUCCCGACGCCGCCAGCCGGAUACGUCCCAACGAUGCCGACCGGAUACAUCCCGACCCCGCCGCCGGUUGGAUCCAUCGCAACGCCGCCCACCAACGUCCCGUUCUCACUGCAGCAGUUUGGCCACCAACAGCCGCCCGGCUUCACAGCUUUUACGCCAGACUACCAACAUUUCCCGUACACAUUCUCGUCGAUCACGCCACCAGCGUACAGCUGGGCCAACACCAACAGCACCCACGUCAUGAAGUUCACAGGAUCAAGUAAUCCACUGCCUUUGGAUACAUCCACAUACCAUCCCAAUAAUUUUGGGUCCGUGCCGAAACGCAAAAUCGAUUUGGACUCCGAACUUACACAGCCACCCAAAAUGCGCAUCACUGAAGAAAAAGUAUCCGCAAGUUUACGGGACAUGCAUAUCAGCAGUGAAUUCAAGCCUCAUAAUUACUGCGUUAGCAGUGCCAUCAGUGAAAUGGAUACCGUGGAGAAUCCUAGUCUCAUGGAGACUGCCAACAUUCCUGAAACUGCCAAAACAGAUUCUCAGACUACAUUAGUCAUGUGUGAAGAAUUGCGUAAACUUCACAAAAUCGAUUCUAUCAUACCUCAACCACUACUCACUAAAGUAGAAAGACCAACCAACGCUGUUGUUGUAUGGAACAAUAAGCCUUUAGUGGAAUUAGUCCGGUCUUUCUCUCAGUACCAGGAACCCAAAUCGACUGUUGUGAUAACCGAGAUCACUGAUGAAGAAGAAAACGAAAUUAACAACAGAGAUGUAAUGUGUGUUGAAGAAAAUAAUUGUAUCGCCGUUGAAGAUGUUAACAUGGAGCUCUGA